Suillus clintonianus is the source of this 1753-nucleotide messenger RNA. RefSeq lists its product as uncharacterized. The transcript has 4 exons. Gene Ontology annotation, biological process: regulation of translational fidelity. Gene Ontology annotation, molecular function: nucleotide binding; Ser-tRNA(Ala) deacylase activity. NCBI's taxonomy places the organism in Eukaryota, Fungi, Basidiomycota, Agaricomycetes, Boletales, Suillaceae. Bases 160 to 1665 code for a protein of 501 amino acids. The record is from RefSeq and is a predicted model, not a curated record.
UCAUAUCAAGUAUAGUUUCAUUACAUGCAUUGCGCCAUACGGCAUCCUCGAAUAUUAAAAUCCCUUGACUCCUGGGAGUUGCUGAUAUGAUCAUCAAAGUCCCUCAGGCUCACAAGACUUGAAGAGCACCAUCACUCAACCCAUCCAUUUACUGCGAAUAUGGCAGCCGCGGUGGUCACACUAUACCCUACAGUCACUCCGCCAUCCUACCACAGAAUCGUCUCCCAAACCCUGAAGAUUCCUACAGAUACCCAACGACCAAUACCCGUGGGUCUCCUGGCAUGUCAACGCGACCCACUCCUCCAGGAACUGGAAACAACUAUUAUCAGCUGCACGAUCUCACAGCUUGCCUCCUCUCCUAGCGUUAAGAAAGGAAAGAAGGCAUUGGCACCAGCCCCGGUCGACCAUCCUACGCUUGAGGUUAUACUGCAUGAUACUGUUAUCUUUCCGGAGGGCGGAGGACAACCAUCAGAUACAGGUUUCAUCAAGACAGCUGAUGGACGUACAUGGACAGUGACUCAGGCCAAACGAUAUGGUGGACAUGCAGUUCACUACGUCCGGGCUGAACAAGCUGAAGAGGGUCUUUCCUGCCUCACCCCUGGAGCCAAGGUUACUGUUGCUCUCGGAGAGCUUGGCAUUGAUCGCAGAUAUGAUCAUAUGUCCAUGCACACAUCCCAGCACCUGCUUUCCGCAGUGCUCGAAAAUCAUCUCGAGAUUCCUACUCUUUCUUGGUCGCUCACGGCUGCACCAGCACCUUGUUAUGUCGAACUCGCCAGAAGCAUGACCGCGGAGGAGAUCUUGGCGAUACAAAGCGAAGCCAACAAACUUGUGUUUGAGGGACGGAAGGUCCACGUAGAAGUGCAGGAAAUGGAUGAUCAAUCACGACCGGCAGUACCUGUAUUAGAAAGCGGUCGUGCCGUGGGCAAAGGAGUCCCGACCGACUACACUGGAGGCAUCAUGCGAACAGUAAUCAUUGAUGGAGUGGAUCGUAAUCCAUGCUGCGGCACGCACCUUCCCACCCUUCACAACCUCCAGCUUUUCAUCAUACCCCAAACGGAGACCCUUUCUAGGUCGGCUACCACAUCUGCUCGCCUCUAUUUCCUCGCUGGACCGCGCCUCAUCACCUACAUCACAUCUACACACUCCCAACUCGCUGCUGCUGCUGCCACGCUCAGCUGUGGCGCCCCGCAAGUCCCAGAUCGUAUAGGGCAAGUUGUAGACGAGCGGAAGAGAGCCGAGAAGAGAGUCGAUGACCUUGAAUUUGAACUCGCAAAACAUAUCGCAGGCGACGUUUUGCAAGAAAUGAAGUCAUCUGAAGCAGCCCUAUUCGUCAAACAUGUUCACCGGACAGAUGAUUCUGUGAAUCCUCUCGGAUUUUUGUCAGCAAUAACCACAGCUUUCGCAAAUACCAUUCCAGCGGAGCGGCCGUUCGUGUUGGUAUUUUCGUCUUCUCCGUCGUCCCAGACAAAUUCGAGUUCAAGCGUGCUGCUUAUCUUCGGAUCGGACGAGAAAUGUGUCAAGAUGGCUGGGGACUUUCUCAAAGGUAAACUGAACGUCAAAGGAGGGGGUAAGGGCACGAGGUGGAGUGGCAAAUUUACCGGUGUCUGGAGAGAUGGCCGCGAGGAUGCUGUUGUUUCCGAAGUCCUCCAAGCGAUUUCGACGUAGAAUCCAUACACGCUCUAGAAUAUUACAAACAAAACGAUCUAGAAGAAAUGAAUGUACAUCCAUAAAAGAAACUUAUUUGUCGUGUAGA